AUGCCUCAUCUUAUAAUUGAGAUGUUCCGCUUUGAGCACCAGGACUCUGCUAUAAACCCACCUGAAUUAGUCGUGAGCAUCAUACCAACCGUCUCGUUGAAGAAAUUUAAACGAGUAAAUACGCAGUGUUUUGAGAUUUUGCCAUCACGUGCGCUACAGGUUGAUCGACGAUAG
Messenger RNA from Plasmopara halstedii, 174 nucleotides. RefSeq lists its product as uncharacterized. The transcript has 2 exons. The coding region runs from base 1 to 174 and encodes 57 amino acids. Lineage: Eukaryota; Oomycota; Peronosporomycetes; Peronosporales; Peronosporaceae. The record is from RefSeq and is a predicted model, not a curated record.